Trachymyrmex septentrionalis is the source of this 2346-nucleotide messenger RNA. It is a transcript of the gene CycA, whose product is annotated as cyclin-A2. Gene Ontology annotation, biological process: mitotic cell cycle phase transition; regulation of cyclin-dependent protein serine/threonine kinase activity. The record is from RefSeq and is a predicted model, not a curated record. NCBI's taxonomy places the organism in Eukaryota, Metazoa, Arthropoda, Insecta, Hymenoptera, Formicidae. Gene Ontology annotation, cellular component: cyclin A2-CDK2 complex; nucleus; cytoplasm. The transcript is spliced from 6 exons. The coding region runs from base 293 to 1738 and encodes 481 amino acids. Gene Ontology annotation, molecular function: cyclin-dependent protein serine/threonine kinase regulator activity.
UUGGAAUUACGUUUGUUUGAAAUCAAACGGCAACCGUGACCCGUUGGUUGCUGAGUGCGCCCGAAUUUCCCGCAAUUCCUGUCAUGCCCGAUCAGUUGUAGAGACGUUCGGGAGCAUCUACGUUUCGUCGCGGAACGCGAAGAAACCGGGACGGGCGCGCGCACGUUGUUAUUUAUCACAGUCUUUUAUUGUUACCCGGUGUCUCGUCCCGGCGGUGGAGUCUCACGGUUCCAUACACGUUGUUGACUGAAUUUCGUGCGUGAGGGAUAUUAUCACGCGAGUCACGGCGAUAAUGGCUACAAUCAGGAUACACCAGGAGGAUCAGGAGAAUCGCAUUACCGGCGAUUUACGCGGACGCGGGAAGGAGAACCUUGCCGCCACUACCACCGCCGCUGCUACCGUGAACACACAAACACAAGUGUUACACCAGACGAAACGCGCCGUCCUCGGAGUCCUGCACAACAAUUGCCCUCGGAACGGGACGAAGCCUCAGGAGAUCUACAAAGAUGAGAAAUAUGUCAAAGCUAAACCAUUUAUACCUAUGCAAUCGGAGUCUUUCAAAAUUUAUGAAGAAGACUUUUGUAAGAAGGAGGAACCAACCUUCAAAAUUUACGAGGAUAAAUUAGAAGAAGAGAGAUCUGUCGCUCUUAGAAACUCAAAGGAGAACAAGGAAGUAAAAGAAACAAUAGCAAAAUCCGAUAAAGAACAGCCAAGAUUAGAAAUACACACUAUAGAUAGCACUUCUACUUAUCUGUUUUGUAAUAAGAUCGAAGAAGUCGAUCAAAAAAAGAAGGAUGAUAUCUUAUCGAAAGAUAGUCCCAUGUCCCUGGGAAUGUCAUUGGAGAAAUCUCUCACAUAUAGCAGUUCUUCCAACGAGGAGUAUAGACUCAGAAGAGAAUGUAAUAAGGAAUUGAGAAUUAAUAUCUUUGAUGUAGAUGAAUAUAGAGCUGAUAUAUACAAUUAUUUACGAACAUCAGAGUUACUACAUAGACCAAAGCCUGGUUAUAUGAAGAAACAACCUGAUAUUACAUAUUCAAUGAGAUCUAUAUUGAUAGAUUGGCUUGUAGAGGUAGCUGAAGAAUAUCGAUUGCAGGACGAGACGCUUUACUUGGCCAUUUCAUAUAUUGAUCGCUUUUUAUCGUACAUGAGUGUUGUAAGAUCAAAAUUACAACUUGUUGGGACUGCCGCUAUGUUUAUUGCAGCGAAAUACGAGGAGAUUUAUCCUCCUGAUGUAGGAGAAUUUGUAUAUAUCACGGAUGAUACAUAUUCAAAAACACAAGUGAUAAAAAUGGAAAAUUUGAUAUUGAGAGUUUUAUCGUUUGAUUUAACUAUACCGACGCAUGUCACAUUUCUUAUGGAAUACUGUAUCAGCAACAACUUAUCGGAUAAAGUUAAAUUUUUGGCAAUGUACUUAUGUGAGUUGUCAAUGCUGGAGGGAGACCCAUACUUACAAUAUUUGCCCAGUCACUUGGCUGCGUCUGCGAUAGCACUAGCGCGGCAUACGUUACAUGACGAGAUUUGGCCACACGAAUUGGAACUGUCAACUGGAUACAAUUUAAAAACUCUUAAGGAAUGUAUUGCGUAUUUGAACAGAACCUUCUCCAAUGCUCCUAACUUUCAGCAAACGGCAAUACAGGAGAAGUACAGAAGCAGCAAAUACGGUCAUGUAUCUAUGCUGUUGCCUCGUAGUACCGAGGCGGUAUCGUGCGAGGACGAAGAUGAAGAGGGAAACGCUUAGUAAAAAAAUAUUGCCAGACACAGGAUUAAAAUAAUUUUUUUCUGUGUCUUUACGUUGAUAAUUGAAUAACGAACCUCCCGAAACAGCUCUACAUACACUGAAAAUGGAGGAGGGGAUCAGGGCAAGACUUGAUCUGCCAUUCUGACAAAAUGGGAGAAAAAUCGUAUGAUUUAUUUCUUUCUGUUGGCUUGUUGCAGUCGGGUCGGUACAUUUUGCGAGAGCAAAUUGGUACCUGACUCUCCUACCUUCAUCGCACAUUAUCUUGUAUCAUCGUCUUCUUAUUAAGUCAUGGCCUAACGAAAAUUUUCAUAAUUUAGAGUUUCUUCAUAUCGAUGUGAAACUCUAGCCAAAAAGAAAGAGAGGGAGAAAGAGAGAUAAUACAUUAUCUAGAAAUUGUAUUUUUAUAAGUACUUUUUAGAGGAUUAAAACAAAUGCGAUACAUGCAAACGGCUAAAAAUUCGAUUGCAAGUAAACCGUUCCAAUAAUAAGAAUCGUAAAAAGCGAUUUUAUAUUUAUUAUUAUCGUUUUACCGUUAGGCAUGUGCCAUUUAACGGUAAAAACGACAUAUUCUGUUUGAGAUAUUUCAGCGAAAUUAAUUUGCAAUUAAU